AGACAGAGAGACAGAGACAGAGAGAGAGACAGAGAGAGAGAGAGAGCGACAGGUGCAGUGCAGAGCGACAGAGGUGGAGAGACCUUCACACAGAGCGGGACUGAUCAGAGAGAGAGAGCGGAGGCUCUUCAGGCAGAGUGGCGCGAACAGAGAGAGAGACAGACGCGGGAAAAUCACAGAUGAACACAGAACAAAAAGAAGAGAAAGAAAACUUUUUGUUCUUCUUUAUCAUGGCGGGAUCCUCCAACACCCCUCUGUCCGGGACCUCCACCCCGCCCAUCGACCCUCUCUUCCACUCCGACCCGCCUUAUAGCGCUCCUAACCCGGCCAGCUCCCCGCGGCUCCCCGCUGCUCGCCUGUCCGGAGCGUUUCUGAGCGGCGGGAGCGGCAGAGUCGCGCCCGGUGUGAACGGGACGAGAGGCGGCGGCGGCGCGGCUCCACACACCGACUGUAAGAUGGUGGAGGUCCACGGGGUGAAGGUGGCGUCGUUCACGGUGAACGGCGUGGAGCUGAUCUGCCUGCCGCAGGUGUUUGAGCUGUUCCUGAAGCACCUGGUGGGCGGGCUGCACACCGUCUACACCAAGCUGAAGCGGCUGGACAUCAGCCCGGUGGUCUGCACCGUGGAGCAGGUCCGCGUUCUGCGGGGACUCGGCGCCAUCCAGCCCGGAGUGAACCGCUGCAAGCUCAUCACCAGGGCCGACUUCGAGACGCUGUACCGGGACUGCACCAACGCCAGCUCUCGACCAGGUCGACCUCCGAAGAGGACCCUUGGCGUGGCCACAAUGACUGAUGGCUCCAGGCUCCUCCCACACGGUCUGCUAAGCCCCGCCCUGCUCUCACAAACCGGUCUGACGGCGGCAGCGAUGGCGGAGGCUCUGAAGCUGCAGAAGAUGAGGAUGAUGAUGGGUUUCCAUGGAAACAGCAAUCAGCAGCGAUAUCACAACGGAGCCGAGUCUGAGAACGACGACACAGGAGGAAGUGAAGGAUCCUGGGAGAAGGAGCAGCGUCUCCUCCCUCCUCCCUCCUCAGUUGUGGCACCUCCUGCUGGUUCAGCGUCUCUCCAUCUCAGCACUCUGCAGCAACACAGCUCCCUAUUGGCCAACCGUUUGUCCAACAUUCCUUUUAUGGUCAUGCCACACCCCCUUCUCCCUGUGGGCCUGCCCCCUGCCAGCGUCGCCAUGGCAAUGAACCAGAUGAGUCAGCUAAGCGGUUUGGCAAACAUGGCUGCCGUGUCUCAGGUCCAGACUGAAGAGGGCAAGGAGUCUCCUCGAGGAAGCCCCUCCCCCUGCCCCUCCCCCAGUGAUGAUGAGCUCCACCCACUGGAACCAACCAGCCAAUCACCUUCGAGAGCAUCUUCAUCAUCGUCAUCAUCACCUCCUCCUGCACACGUACCAGAGCUCGGUGAGAUCAGUGACAACAUGAAGGUGAAGGAUAGAGAUAACAUGGUGCCCCUCCCCCUCCUCAAACCGACCUAUGAGAAGCUGCCACUCACCUCUCAGUCACUGACAAUCAACCACUCAAACCCCCCCUUCGCCCCAUUUCUAUUGGCUGAGGGUCUGUCGUCCAUGGAGACGCUGCUGACCAACAUACAGGGUCUCCUGAAGGUGGCGGUGGAGAGCGCUCGCUCUCAGGACAAACACAACCAGCUGGAGAGGAAAGAGUUAAAACUGGAGCUGGAGCGAGAAAGAGACGCUCGCCAGGUGCUCCAGAAACAGCUGAGCUCCGAACUGCAGAGCAGAGUGUCGAUCCAGAGGAGGCUGAAGAAGGAGAAGAAGGCAAAGAGGAAGCUGCAGGAGGCGUUGGACUUUGAGUCGAGGAGGAGGGAGCAGGUGGAGCGAGCGCUCACAGACGCUGUGAAUCCAGAGAGAGAGAACACACACAAGAGAACAGAGUGACCACAUUUCCACUCCUCUUCUGAGACCUGACAGGGAUGAACUGAUGGAGGGAUGAAGAGGAGGAAGGAUGAACUGAUGGAGGGAUGAAGAGGAGGAAGGAUGAACUG
Molecule: messenger RNA, 2002 nt
Organism: Seriola aureovittata
Lineage: Eukaryota; Metazoa; Chordata; Actinopteri; Carangiformes; Carangidae
Product: dachshund homolog 2-like
Exons: 12
Coding region: 180-1895 (571 amino acids)
Source: RefSeq, a predicted model, not a curated record